Molecule: messenger RNA, 1818 nt
Organism: Amoebophrya sp. A120
Lineage: Eukaryota; Dinophyceae; Syndiniales; Amoebophryaceae
Source: the annotation of a GenBank genome assembly
UGACAAACCUGCACUCUUCCAGGCCCAGACAUUUUUGCAUUUGAUAGUAGGCGGGCGGGACAUGCACUCGCAGGUGGAAAAACUCUCCACGGCCGCGCCGCACAUCGUGGUCGCGACGCCGGGGCGUCUGGCGGACUUUUUCGAGGAACACAGCCUAGUCAAAAAUGCUUUCACUCGGCUGCAGGUGCUCAUCGUCGACGAGGCGGAUCGGAUUUUCCACCCGAAUUUCGACCAGGAAUUGGCAACCAUCAUGCAGAACAUUCCGGCGAAGUCGAAGCGCCAGACGAUGCUGUUUUCCGCAACAGUGACGGAAAAUCUGAAGCAGUUGUGGCACCAGUCGACGAGAGGACAGAACGUUCUUGGAGAAACGACGGAACAAGGUUCAUCUCUAAAAAUGCACAGUGAUCAUGCAGGACAAGCCUCAAGAAGUACAACAAGUUCUAUCGACCACCGGCGCUACUAUUUUCUGGACGCGAUUGCGCAGGAAACGCAGACGACGCCGAACUUGCUCGAGCAGGCGUACCUGUUCGUGCCGCCGCAGGCGAAGUUCUGCUACUUGUACUAUCUGUUGACGGUGGACCCGGAGGUCCGAAACGAGUCCGUGAUUAUCUUUUGCUCUUCCAUCGAAACCUGCCAACGGGUGCAGACCACCUUAGAGUACGGUUUGAAGCUCCAGAACACCCAGUGUCUCCAUUCCCUGCAGAGUCAGCGGCUCCGGCUGGUCAGCAUGCUUAAGUUCAAAUCCGCCUGCAGCGCGCGGGAAAUCACGCGGGCGAGGAGUUGUACUACAACGGGGGGGAAAAAUAGCCAGAGUAAAUUAUCGUUAAAGGAGGUCCGGAAGGAAGCGGAAAAGCGGGAUCGGAAAAUGGCGUCCGGGAAUAAUAAACAAGGAGGUUCUUCGUCGGCUUCCUCCAGCAAGGGAAAGAAGGGAUCAUCGGCCUCCAGUUCUAGCACAGCAGGAGACUCCGACGCCACCAGCUCGCGUGUCAUCCUCGUUGCAACAGACGUGGCGGCCCGCGGUCUGGACAUCCCCUCCGUGGGCGUGGUGAUCAACUACGACCUACCGUUAGAUCCCGCGGAGUACAUCCACCGCGUCGGGCGAACGGCCCGCGGCAGCAACAGCACCGGCCUGGCGAUUUCCUUUGUCACCAACGGAAACGACGUCGAAAAGCUGCACAGCAUCGAAACCCGUGUGGGCGCGAAACUGCCGGCGUACCGGGGAAGGGAGGAAGUAGAGAAGGGGAAGGAGAGUACAAAGGGAGACGAACAGCAAGACUUGCUUUCCGCACCCCUCGGAACAAAUACAAAUACGUCGUCGUCAAGAACAUCAACAUCAUCUGCAGGAAAUGCAAACAACAACAAAAAGACCACGCUGCGAGAUUCGGAAACCGGGGCUAGUCUAGCAUUGGUACACAAAGCCAACCGCGAGUCGCUGGACGACGAGGAGGUGUUAAGGUGUUUGAACAAAGCGACGAAGGGAUGGCAGAAAGCGAGUUUGCUGCUCGAGGAGGUGGGGUUUCAGGACAAACUGGACGAACACAAAAGCCGCAAACUCGCUGCAGCCGCGGAAAGGACGACGGCGGGCUAGAGAUUGAUGAUGGUAAAGACACUUGCGUUGUGAUCAAAAAUUUCGCACUCGCGACACGACCUUUUUCCGAAUUGCAACUUCCGUUCAUCCACCCACGUUAAAUGCAUUUAUUAAUCGCAUCUGCUUCUGCACCAUCAACAUCAUGGAUGUUUAUGUUGAUGUUAUCGUGAAUUUCCGAAAGCGAAACGACCGCAGCCUCGGUACAAAGAGUGAAUGCGAAGGUAAGUUGC